AUGGAACGUGGGGCACCACCGGCGACGUCAGCGACGCCGCAGCUUGUCGAAGUUCUGACGAAGAUCCUGACCACAGAGAAAGAGCCACUCCAGAAGCUAAGCUCCUACAUCCCUCAUUUCUCCGCCAACUCCAAUCUUCUCGUGUCGCUCCUCUCGUCAAACACCUUGGCGCGAAUGCCGACCACUCUACUCUCCUUGCUCAAGUGGUCUCAGGCGCAUCUGCCGGAGACACUAAUGACCUCGUUCAUCGCCUCCGAUAAGUUGAAUUCGCUUCACUACCACAUCCUCCCUCCACCCCGAUAG
This is a messenger RNA of Linum tenue, 303 nucleotides long. The record is from the annotation of a GenBank genome assembly. NCBI's taxonomy places the organism in Eukaryota, Viridiplantae, Streptophyta, Magnoliopsida, Malpighiales, Linaceae.